AUGGGUGACCAAAACGUGGAUCGAGAGUUCUGGAAUGCAUCGAGAGAGGAUGCCUUCUGGAUGGACAUUCACUACGUCAUGCUCCUUUUCCCCGCUGCGUCUUAUACGCCUUUCCCCCUUAGGACUAGCCUCACAUCGCUAUCUUAUCAGUUCCUGUCAACAAUCAAUCCUCAUAAACAACAUCAACACGCCCACAACCCAUACAAAUCGCAGUACACAGACAUGCCCCCUCGAAUAGCAUUCAUUUCCGGUCCUAUCGACACCGGCCCCUCCGAAUCCUACUUCACCCACUACGUCCGGCUCAUCGACUCUACAAUCGCCGCCAACGACUCCUUCGUGAUCGGCCCCAUCCCCUACGGGGUGGACAGCAACGCGCUUAGCUACCUUCUCUCCUACCAGAUCGAUCCGUCACGAAUAAUCAUCUUCAUCACGCCCUCGGAAGAUGGCAUGUGGGGCCUGCAGUUUCGCGGACUCAGCGUAAAUGUACACGUGGUGGACGGACAGACCGGACCGGAACGAGACGCUGCAAUGACAGCGGCCAGCGAGUAUGAUAUCAUGCGGGUGUGGACGGUCGAUGAGGCGGGAGGGUUUUAUGGCCGCAUGUGGAGAGAGGGUCAUGUCACGAAUACGGAGAGGAAUUGGAAGCAGAGGAGGGGGAUUCAUGAGGAUGUGGUGGUUCCGGCCGAGGAUAUAAAUCGGGAUGUUGAUAUGCUGGAGACGGUGGGGAGUGCACAGGGGGGGGGGGGGGGGGGUUCGGGGCUUUUGAAGAGGCUGUUUGGGUAA
Molecule: messenger RNA, 783 nt
Organism: Aspergillus steynii IBT 23096
Lineage: Eukaryota; Fungi; Ascomycota; Eurotiomycetes; Eurotiales; Aspergillaceae
Exons: 1
Coding region: 1-783 (260 amino acids)
Source: RefSeq, a predicted model, not a curated record